Molecule: messenger RNA, 770 nt
Organism: Solenopsis invicta (red fire ant)
Lineage: Eukaryota; Metazoa; Arthropoda; Insecta; Hymenoptera; Formicidae
Exons: 4
Coding region: 1-753 (250 amino acids)
Source: RefSeq, a predicted model, not a curated record
AUGAUAAGACGACAUAUUACUUCGCACCAUAUGACGCUCACAGAGUCCGAAUUUGAAAACAUCGCGGCUGAAUGGAUCCGCUUCGCAAAACAGCGAAAUGAUUACGAUGCUGAACAAAAGACCCAUUAUGAUAACUCCGAAUUAGACAACACAAAUGAUUACGAUGCUGAACAAAAUACUCAUUAUAGUAACUCCGAAUUAGACAACACAGAUGAUUACGAUGCUGUACAAGAAAACACUGGAGACGUCGAACACAACUGUGAUGCAUCAGAAUCCAAUGAAAACGAAAAUAAUUCAUCGCUAGAAGAUAUCGAUAAUGAAAAUAAUAUGGAAGUCGACGAAGCAUUAGAAUUGAAUCUAGAUAAUAGACACAUUAUCCAGCAACCACAAAUGGAGGUAAGGGAUCCUCUUUACGAAGAUUGUCCUUUAACAAGAGAAGAGAGUGAACUAUUGAUUCUCGGAUUGUCUAUAAGGCAUCACAUCACAGAUGCCACAUUAGAAGAUAUAAUUCAAGUGAUUGAUUGUCACCUUCCACGUCCAGUACAUAUAUCGAAAUUUCGUAUAUUAAAUCGUCUCUCGGUGUCUACUGGAAAUGGCACGAUUUAUUACUAUUGUCCAAAUUGUAAUGAACUUCUACGACAUAAUGAAUAUGAAUUAGAAGUACAAUGUAAUGAUUGUGAAACUCUAUUCGAGAAAUCCGAAUUGAAACAAAAGGGUAACUUUUUUUUCAUUUUCCAAUCAAAAAACAACUGAUAGAUGUGAUUAAUAAA